UUCUUUUUUCUUCCCGGGGAAAUACUACAGGUCAAGAACUUGAAAAUCUUCAGGACUCUAUCGAUAUUACAAGGCCUUACAAGUAAAAAAUAUCUUUGGAAUUUUAUGCUAAAUCCAAAAUCAACAGUACCAAAAUGCAAGGAAUAGCCCGUGCCAUUCGUUCUUGCCAGGAGACAGUUAAGAAUGCUAUUCUGAAAGAUUGGCACGCGAGAGUAACAGCCAAUAAAGAUAGCAUCUUCUCUCGGUUCGGAUCUCUCUCCUCCUCUACAGACAUCCGCGAAAAGGGUCUUGAAAAUGUGACAGUAGCUGAUGUCCUAGUGACAAAGGGCGAAGAAAAAACUGGGGCCUGGUUGUCAUGCCGGUCCAAUGACACCGUUUAUGAUGCAGUCAAGAACAUGGCUCAGAACAAUAUCGGGUCAUUGGUCGUAUUAAAGCCAGGACAAGAAGAACUUAUUGCAGGAAUCAUCACAGAAAGAGAUUAUCUGCAGAAGAUAAUUGCACAGGGAAGGUCCUCAAAGCAAACCAGAGUUGGGGAGAUCAUGACUGACAAGAAUAACUUGAUAACAGUAUCGCCGGAUACAAACAUCCUCAAAGCAAUGCAGCUUAUGACAGAGCACCACAUAAGACACGUUCCAGUUAUCGAUGGAAAGAUAGUCGGCAUGAUGUCAAUUGUGGAUGUAGUACGAGCAGUGGUAGAGCAACAGAGCGGGGAAUUGAAGAGACUGAACGACUACAUAAAAGGAGAAUAUUAUUGAAUUAAAACAAUGAUAGGAUAACAGAGAGAAUAUGCUAUCCAUGCUGAUUUCAGCAUUCCACAAUGGGUCUUGAGGCCUCACAAGAUGCAAAUUACUGUGGUGUAUCUGGCAAAAAUGUAAUACCUAUUUCUUUUUAAUC
This is a messenger RNA of Rhodamnia argentea, 894 nucleotides long. Its product is annotated as CBS domain-containing protein CBSX3, mitochondrial-like. The transcript has 6 exons. The coding region runs from base 135 to 755 and encodes 206 amino acids. The record is from RefSeq and is a predicted model, not a curated record. NCBI's taxonomy places the organism in Eukaryota, Viridiplantae, Streptophyta, Magnoliopsida, Myrtales, Myrtaceae.